UAAGUGUGGGAGAGAGAGUGUGUACAGCUAAGCCAGCAACGCAAUGCGACAGGUUUUCUUGGUUAGCGUGAGUUGUAUUUUCUGAUUUCAUUUUUUUAGCGUUUCGGAGGCGAAUCGAGCUCCGAUGGCGAGCCUGUGGCGCGCGGCGGCUGGCUUGACGGAGAAGCCGAACGACUACGACGGCGUUGAGUUCUGGUCGAACCCGGAGCGCACGGGGUGGCUUACGAAGCAAGGAGAGUACAUCAAGACGUGGCGGCGGCGGUGGUUCGUCCUGAAGCAAGGGAAGCUCUUCUGGUUCAAGGACUCCGCCGUCACACGCGCAUCCAGGCCACGCGGCGUCAUACCGGUGGCGUCCUGCCUCACGGUGAAGGGUGCGGAGGACGUGCUCAACAAGCCCUACGCCUUCGAACUCUCCACGCGCUCCGACACCAUGUACUUCAUCGCCGAUUCGGAGAAGGAGAAGGAGGACUGGAUCAACUCCAUCGGCCGCUGCAUCGUCCAGCACUCCAGAUCCGUCACCGAUUCCGAGAUCGUCGAUUACGAUAACGCCAAGCGCUGAGAGAACGAAUCUUCCAAUUUCCAUCGCGAUUCACUCCUGGUGCGUGAUCUUUUUCGAUUCUUCAAUCCACGCGCCUAUGUUUCAGUAAAUUGUCUCUUUCUUUUUUAUAUUGUUAAUUAUUUCUGUGAUUAUGUAUAUUAUCAAAUUAAUUGCCGAUCGUAUUCAUUCUUGUAAGGAAACUGUGUUUAUGUACUUGGAUUGCUAUAGUUUGAAUUCUCGUCGAUUA
Gastrolobium bilobum is the source of this 785-nucleotide messenger RNA. RefSeq names its product pleckstrin homology domain-containing protein 1. The transcript has a single exon. Bases 125 to 559 code for a protein of 144 amino acids. The record is from RefSeq and is a predicted model, not a curated record. Lineage: Eukaryota; Viridiplantae; Streptophyta; Magnoliopsida; Fabales; Fabaceae.